Tilletiopsis washingtonensis is the source of this 1824-nucleotide messenger RNA. RefSeq lists its product as hypothetical. The transcript is spliced from 4 exons. Bases 239 to 1414 code for a protein of 391 amino acids. Lineage: Eukaryota; Fungi; Basidiomycota; Exobasidiomycetes; Entylomatales. The record is from RefSeq and is a predicted model, not a curated record.
UCGCACUUCCAGGCGCUUGAGCGCGCCUGUGGGCGCGAGCAGCCCGCUGCGCGAUCACGGGCGGCCCCUAACACGCCGGGUGCAAAUAUCAACAGCCCGCGCGAGACACGCUCGAGCGCACGGCAGGCCGUCAGCAGCCCAACGCCUGCCGGAGCGUCGCAAUGACAUGGCAUCCCGCUACUCUUGUGCUCCGCAAGUGUGAGGUCCGGGUCUGAGACGCACCUGCGGGUGCGCAGACAUGUCGCUGCUGGAGGUCUUUCACCGUGGCGCCCUAAGUAUCUGGGCGUCUCGAGAUCCUUCGUCACCUUCAGCCCUCAUCAUCAGCAUGUCCGGCCAACCAGUCUCUCUCAAGAAGUGGCUCGAGGCGUUCGGUGUCACCUUCGUACCCGCCGGUGCGAACAGCGCUUUCAGAAUGGCGGUGCUAGAGGCAGCCAAGUGCGAAGCCGCCUACGAUCUUGUUCUCAAGCCGACUGCAUCCGUUGUGGGGCCGUGCGAGACGGAUCCCGAUGCGUUGGGCCUCCUUCCCGCGCAGCUGUUGCAAAGCGAUGUGCGCCAACACGGCGUGGCGUGCAGCAGCACGCUUCUGGCCCACUGGUCGCCCUACUUUUCUGCAAUGUUUCGCGGAGGGUUCGCCGAAGCGGCCCAGCUUCAAAGAAGCACCAAGCAGCUCGCCAUCUCGGCGAGCGAAGGCGCUGUCGGUGAAGUUAAGAUGCCAGCAUCCGCUCCGGUCGAGCUGCCAGUUUUUGACUUCGAUGGCAACGACGUAGUCCUGCGUUUCGCUCUUGCACACUUGUGUGGCCGAGACGUCUCGGAGAAGGAUUUCACCGCGGUGUGCGCCUCUAAGCACGUUGAAGAAUCCGCGCAUCGGUCGUUAGCAUCAGAGCUGCUCCGUGUCUGCGACAUUUACGUUCUCUUCAACCUCAAGAGACAGAUCGUUCCUCUGAUUGCCAGCCGGCUUACGAAGGGCAACAAUUGCUCGGAGCCGUGCUGGAUCCGUCCCUCGGAGUGCUUCCAGCCGUUCUUCUGCGCCGAGCCGGCGUUGCUUCAGGCCUUCAACUCAGGGCUAUUUACAGAGCGUCAUGGCCAACUUGAACGGGAUGAGCGCGAGCUGCACGAAAUCCUCGCAGCCUGGCCCGAAGCGCCGGAGGCUCACCAUCGUGCCAUCCGGAUCUGCCUUGCAACACCCAUCCUUACAGCUGCAGGAAGGCCGCACGCCCUCCAGCAGAUCGUUGACGGCGUUCUGCCAGACGAGGACCACGUCUUACAGGCGGAAGUGAAGCUGCUUAUGGCUUCACUCCCAUUCUUUUGGAAGAGCACCAACGGCUGGGACAAGAAUAGAAACGCGACGACUUGGCACUCGAAGCUACGAGAAAGCAAGUGCAGAAUGACUCCGGCGCCUUCGACACAUGCUUGAUCGGUGCAACAGCGACCACAACUUGAACGUCCAAAGCUCGAAGAUGCGCCCCCCCCCCCUGCUCUUUAGCUAGCUACCAGUGCCAUGAUAUUGCUGUCUCUCUCGAUAUGUGUCAGGGCGACGUGCCAUGACAGGAGCAUGCGUCUUGCGUACUCGGCUGCCACUGUGAGAGAAGAGUGGCCGCCUGACCGGCAGACGAUGAUCGAGCUGCGCAGCUUCCAUGUCGUUCGAUUGCGCUAGAAGCUUCAACGACUCGCAGAGCCCGAGCUAGUACUUGCUUCCGUGUGGCAUCGCCCCUGGUAGAGCUAGCAAGAGAUGCUGGAGCCGAGAGAAGCUGUCUGCGCAACCGGCCGAGCGCUCGUGGUGAGCUCGGCUUCUGGCUCAGCUCUUGAUAAGGCGGGCGCGCUGCU